CUCUUGCAUGUUUUUGGCGCCACCUCCUGGACUAUUGUAUAAUUGAUACAUUUGGAUAUUUAUCCGUUUGAAUGUGACACCUUGUAAUGCAAAAUUUAAACGAAAAAACGAUUCGAACAGCCACAUAUUAACACACUCGGAUGAGUGCAACGCCAAAUCUAAAUUAAAGCCCAACUUAAAAAAAUAUAUAUAUUUAAUGAUGUAUUCCUCAUAUUCUUGUAUAAAUGAUACAUUUGGAUAUUCAUCCGUUUAAAUGUGACACUUGUAAUGCGAAAUUUAAACGGGAGAACGAUUUGGAAGACCACAUAUUGGAUAGAUAUUCGAGACAAGGAAUUCCCCAAAAUGUCAAUUAUCCUCAGGGGCAAUGCGAAUCCAUCGAUGCCCUGUAUAAGCUAGAGGACGAUUGGAGAGAAAUAGACGUCGAUUACAGCGAUAUAAGUGAAAAACAACAACACCAACAAACAGUAUUCUGGGAGCUAAUAAAGACUGAAGUGGCUUACAUUAAAACUCUAAAAGUAGUUAAAGAUUUGUUCCUCGGUUGCCUGAGAGAUUUGCAUUCGAAAAACCUUUUUGGAGAGAUUAGCACGAUGAAGCUCUUUUCAAACAUAAGGAAAAUUUUGGGUGCAAACGUAAUAUUUUGGAGAAACACAUUGUUUCCAUUAGUGAGGAAUAUGAGAAAACACAAGCGAUCGUCUUGCUUGGAAAACAUGCUGGAAGGCUUCUCCAAGUUAUCCGACACUUUUCAGCCGUAUUUUAAGUAUUGUGCUAAACAAUCGAGAGGUAAACAUGAUUGCCGUGAAAAUUUGGAAAGCGGAGUUUUUACAGUUCAUUUGACGUGAUGCGAAAGCCAAAAGAAAUGUAAUCGAUUACGACUAAUGGAUAUUCUUGUAAUUUAAUGAUGUAUUUCUUGUAUUCCUCUAUAAUUGACACACUCGGAUAUUUAUCCUUUUGAAUGUGACAUUUGCAAAGCAAAAUUUAAAGGAAAAAACGAUUUGAAAAGACACAUAUUAACACACUCGGAAGAGUGCAACAGCAAAUUCGAGCCUAACUUGGAAGAAAUAUAUUUUAUAUUAUAUUAUAUUAAAUUUUCGGAGUGAAAAACAAAUAUUUAAUGACAAAUUUGGAUAUUCAUCCGUUUGAAUGUCACACUUGCACUGCAAAAUUUAAACAAAAAGAUAACUAGAAUCUUCCAUCGUGUUCUAUUUGGAAAUUUGACUUGACCACAAAACUCUAGAUUCAAUAUCAAGUUCAAGAAAGAUACAGAAUAUUCUAUGGUAUAUACUGUUUUGUGUUGCUGUCCGCCCAAAUAUUAAUUAGGUAGUUGGUAAAUGGUAAAUGGCGAGCGGUUUUAUUGAUGGUGUUUGUAGGGGGUCUAUUUGCAAAUGAGAAAAACAACCGCUGUAAGGUUUUAAAAGGUUUAUAAAAUAAACAAAGCCAAAAUUGCAAGUAGGUACGGUACAUACAACAAAAUUCUGAAUUUUUUUCAAUCGUAACAGCCACUUCUAUGUCUUACUAUGAAUUCAAUUUAUUGAUUCGCUUUCAAUAUCCGACAACCUACAAGAUUUUUGUUUAAUUUAACUGAAUCAGAAUAAAAUGACACUAUUAAAUCCGUGUACUACUUUUACCAAUUUUUGGAAACAUACAUUAUUUUUUUAUUGAGCCCUGCUUCAAUAGGAUACAAUAUCUUCAACCAAAAUUCAUUUUCUCGUCAAAACAAUAGUAUAUGAUCGAUAGUACAUAUUUUGAAUAAAACUUCCAAUACCUUCAAAUGAUUAAACCAUCACUCAAAAUUAACAAACUAGACAAAACAAAAUUACUUUAUGAUCAAUGAACAUUUUAAUCGAAUCUUUUCAGCGGAAAAUUGUCAUAUGCUUUCUAUAGAUCUACAAAGAGUAGAGUUCUUGGUUAUGCGCUGGUUUCUUUCCCCUUACCUAGGUCAAACUAAAUAAGUGGUGUACAGUUGAUCUUCCUGCUCUAGAACCGGCCUGUUCUUCUGCCUCACUAUCUUUGAACUCGUUCUCUGUUUUGGCUUUUAUAAGUUUUUCAGACACUCUGCUCAGCGUAUUUGUUACUGCAAUUCCUCGGUGGUUCUCGUAUUUGUUUCUGUCUGCUUUCUUAUAUAUCAUUGUUAAGUAGCUUAUUUUCCACUCUUCCGGUACUUCAUGUUUAUCUAUGCAUGUUUGAAAUAGUUUUGUCAACUAACUUUGCAAUAAUGUUCCAUUGUCAAUUCACAUUACAUCAUAGUCAUUGCAAUAAAUGGUUAAAUGUCUCAAACUUUUCUGUUCUGUCUUUGUCGCCCAUAUUCAUAUUUCCAUAACAAUGACAAGGACAGAGCAAUCGUUCUCAUGAGGACGCUGCUCCCUGGCUUCGAGAAUAGACAUCCUGGAAGUUUGUCCUGUAUUGGACCUCUUCCUGUUCUGUUCUGUUCACUUGCCUAUUGGGUGGCAUGUUUUCAUUAGGUUGCACUUGCUCAUGAGGUUGCACUAGGUCACUAGGAGGCACUUCCUCAUUAGUUUUGCCUCUGAACCACGGAUUUUUUGCGAACAGUCGUCCACUUGUUUAAAUUUUGCAUUGCAAGUGUGAGAUUCAAACGGAUGAAUAUCCGGAUGCGCCUUUGAAUAUUUGUUUUUCACUUCGAAAAUAUAAUAUAAUAUAGUAUAAAAUAUAUUUCUUCCAAGUUAGGCUCGAAUUUGCUGUUGCACUCAUCCGAGUGUGUUAAUAUGUGUCUUUUCAAAUCGUUUUUUCCUUUAAAUUUUGCUUUGUAAAUGUCACAUUCAAAAGGAUAAAUAUCCGAGUGUGUCAAUUAUACAGGAAUACAAGAAAUACAUCAUUAAAUUACAAGAAUAUCCAUUAGUCGUAAUCGAUUACAUUUCUUUUGGCUUUCGCAUCACGUCAAAUGAACUGUAAAAACUCCGCUUUCCAAAUUUUCACGGCAAUCAUGUUUACCUCUCCAUUGUUUAGCACAAUACUUAAAAUACGGCUGAAAAGUGUCGGGUAACUUGGAGAAGCCUUCCAGCAUGUUUUCCAAGCAAGACGAUCGCUUGUGUUUUCUCAUAUCCCUCACUAAUGGAAACAAAGUGUUUCUCCAAAAUAUUACGUUUGCACCCAAAGUUUUCCUUAUGUUUGAAAAGAGCUUCUCCGUGCUAAUCUCUCCAAAAAGGUUUUUCGAAUCCAAAUCUCUCACGCAACCGAGGAACAAAUCUGUAACUACUUUUAGAGUUUUAAUGUAAGCCACUUCAGUCUUUAUUAGCUCCCAGAAUACUGUUUGUGGGUGUUGUUGUUUUUCACUCAUAUCGCUGUAAUCGACGUCUAUUUCUCUCCAAUCGUCCUCUAGCUUAUACAGGGCAUCGAUGGAUUCGCAUUGCCCCUGAGGAUAAUUGACAUUUUGGGGAAUUCCUUGUCUCGAAUAUCUAUCCAAUAUGUGGCCUUCCAAAUCGUUCUUCCGUUUAAAUUUCGCAUUACAAGUGUCACAUUCAAACGAAUGAAUAUCCAAAUGUAUCAUUUAUACAAGAAUAUAAGAAAUACAUCAUUAAAUAUAUAUAUUUUUUUAAGUUAGGAUUUAGUUUAGAUUUGGCGUUGCACUCAUCCGAGUGUGUUAAUAUGUGGCUCUUCGAAUCGUUCUUUCAUUUAAAUUUUGCAUUACAAGUGUCACAUUCAAACGGAUAAAUAUCCAAAUGUAUCAUUUAUACAAGAAUACAAGAAAUACAUCAUUAAAUAUAUUUUCAGAUUAGAUUUAUAGUUUUAGACUUUAAAGUCACACCAAAUAUUUAUUUGGCCUGUCGUUACUUAAAUCUUGCACACUAUCUUUGACUAAAGAUAUCGUGGACUUGGAAGUGAGUAAUGGCGGGUGCUAUCUGAUCCAGAAAUAAUGAUAUUAUCAAUAAUAAUGCGUUGCAACCCGCAAUAAUCGCAAAAAAUUAAGCAAAAACCCAUCAGUAUAAGAAGCAAGAAACGAUAAAAUUUCAAAUCCUUACAGCUUCCUAGAUUCACAUGAUCUUAACACGCUUCGAAACAGUUUGUAAAAAAAAAUACUUUAUAUAUUUUCUAUAAGACUACAGUAUGUACUAUCUAUACCUAAUUUAUGUAAUUUUAUAAAUAUAUCUGUCUGUUUGGCAUAAUUAUGCAGUCCAAUAUUGGUUUGGCAUUGAUUGUUGUAUUUUCAUUAUUUUUUUUUUAAAUUCACUGACUGACUUUGGGAAAACUUUAAGUUUUUAAUUAUUUUCAUUUCUUUAAUAUUUUUUUGAAGUAAUUGUUUUGUAAGAGCGUAACUGCAGGUUAUUAUAACCAGGUUAUUGAGCAAAGCCAAUUAAUCAUUAAUUGCAUUGCAAGGCAAACUUCAAGUUUUUCUUUAUCAUUUUCAUUAUUAUUAUUAUUUUUUUUUUGAAGUAAUUGUUUUUGUAAGAGCGUAACUGCAGGUUAUUAUAUAACCAGGUUAUUGAACAAGGGCAAUUUUUAUAAUUGCAUUGCAAAGCAAUCUUCAAGUUUUCUCAUUUUCAUUAUUUUUAUUUUUGAAGUAAUUGUUUUGCGAGAGCGUAGUUGAAGCUAUAUGAAUAAGCCAAUUAUUAAUUAAUUGAAUCGCAAGGCAAACGUCAACGUUUAUAUUAUUUACAGUUUCAUAAUUUUCAUUUUCAUAUUUUUUAAAGUUUUGCUCAAAUUGCAUAAAGAUUAUUAUUUUCAGUCUUACAUAGCAACUUCAUGUGGGAAUAUCACUUGCUUUGAGACUUCCUAGAUAAGACUCUAGAAAACUUAUUUUUGUGAUUCAGGUUCACUGAACACGAAACUUAACUUGCCGUACCGACGGGAAACUUGCUCAGUAGGUUAGCAACUUGUAAGCCGACCUUGGUUUCCAUCGUGCAUUGUUGCUAAAUCUAUAGAGUUUCGUUACAAUCACAGCUGUCGUUUCUCAAAGUUAUAUUCAGGUUACGUCAGUGAAUAUUUUCUUAAAUCUUAUAUAACAACCUCAUUGUAUGUAAGAAUUUAACUUGUAUUAGAGACUUUUAUUAGAUUUUUGUGACGCAGGUUUCUGUGCAAGAAUCUAACUUGCUCGUCCUUCUUACACAUCAACUUAAUUGAGUGUAAGAAUUUAAACUUUGUAUUCUACUUCUUAUAUAAUAACUUCAUUAUAUAUAAGAAUUUAACUUGUAUUAGAGACUUUUGUUAGGUUUUUGUGACGCAGGUUUCUGUGCAAGAAUCUAAACUUGCUCGUCCAUCUUGCAACCUUUUAUCUUUUCCAGUUUCGAGGAUAUAAGCUAUUUAAAUGCUUCAGUUUCGGCUGGAACCUUCAUAUUUUUUGUGUAAAUUUUCAAGCAGAAGCAGAUUUUGUAGAUUUUUUGACUUGACAAAAUACUUAGGACCAAGAAAACGCUUCAAAGUGUAUCAAGAGGUUGAUGGUCAAGUACAUUCUUCGUAGAUCGAAGGUAAAGUCCUUUAGUCUCCACAAUACUUAAGAUUGUAAUUGACAUAAAUAUAUUGUGAAGGCUAAAGGACUUUUCUUUCGAUCUACCAUAAUUUAGUUAAGUUAAGCACAACUAUUGCUUUAUAUAACGUUGCUUUAACUAAUUUUAGUGUUUACUUUUCACUAUUACUUGUUUUUAUGUUGUUAUAUUUUUAUAUUUUAUUGUCUAAAUUUUUAAGUAGAAGCAGUUUUUGUAAUUUGGUCCUUAUCCAUUUUCAGUUUGUCAAUAAACGGUAAUACCUAUUUACUCCAAAAGUCAA
This is a messenger RNA of Ceutorhynchus assimilis (cabbage seed weevil), 5715 nucleotides long. The record is from the annotation of a GenBank genome assembly. Lineage: Eukaryota; Metazoa; Arthropoda; Insecta; Coleoptera; Curculionidae.